AUGCCGCCUGAUCCACUUCACGACGAGCGACAGCUGAAGACCCCUGCUCAUACUCUCGACCGCGUCCGGAACAACCAGCGCCGGCAUCGUGCUCGUAGACGUGAGUACAUUGCUUUCCUCGAGGGGAGGCUAAAAGACACUGAAGGUCGGCUUGCCGAGGCCUUGACUGAGCUUGCCGGUUUAAGAGCCGAACUGGAGAGUUACAGACACGGGCAGCGGAUUGAUAUAAUCACCAGUGACAGCACCGGUGUUGAGGUUGACCAAAGUGCCGCUUCUACCAACGACAGAGCGGGGCUUCGUGUCCUAGAAGAAGGAUUGCUUAUGCAUUCACCUACCGUGUCAGCAGCCGCUACGGAUGAACUGCUCCCAAUUACGGACUCAACGAUGUCUACAGUCCUAGACCAGGAAAUGUCAUGGUUCAGCGAAUCUCCACUCCCCAUAACUUCCGGGCUCCCGCUCGCCUCGGUCUACCUUCUCGGAAGCUUAGAUGCUCCACCAGCUUUCGAUGCUCCAACUUCGAGCCUCAUCCAGGCCACCCCAAAUGAGAGCGUAUCGAUAUUGCAGACUUCUCCCGAGCGACAUCCGGUAACAGAACCAGAUGCCGUGCCGGCUCAGCCCCCGGCAUCGGAAGAGUGUUGUCUGUACCUUCCGCCUUCGGAUAAUGAGUCCACCACUCUCUGUACUCAAGCAUACGCCAUGAUUGAGCAGCAGAACUUCCGCGGAUUGGACGUCCAUACCAUUCACCAGUGGUUAUGGGCCGGAUUUCGAAAAGCGAAGCGCACAGGCGAGGGCUGUAGGGUGGAGAAUGGGCUUCUUCUCGCUUUGCUUGACCUUGUCAGCGGAGCUUAG
Molecule: messenger RNA, 849 nt
Organism: Coniosporium apollinis CBS 100218
Lineage: Eukaryota; Fungi; Ascomycota; Dothideomycetes
Exons: 1
Coding region: 1-849 (282 amino acids)
Biological process (GO): regulation of DNA-templated transcription
Molecular function (GO): DNA-binding transcription factor activity
Source: RefSeq, a predicted model, not a curated record